UAUAAUUGUCUAACUGUUCAACUUACAAUUCAUAUUUAGAAAUGAAUUUCUUUACACUUUAUAUAACUUUAGUGUACACCAUUCUCAGCGUUUACUCAAACUAUGAACCACUUAUACAAAAAGUAUAUUAUUACAAUUUAGGUAAAUACAAUAGUCAAGUCAGCCACAAAAACUCUCACGAGAUGCCUGAAUACGACGACCAACUUCCCGAUUUUCCACAUAAACAAAUAGAAGAAGAAGAGAAUCCAUUUCACAAACUUUUUGAAAUUCUCAAUUCUGGAUCUGUCCUACCAUUGUGGUUGGUGAACCCAAUUUACUAUGUAUUUGAAGUGUACGGAAGAAUUAUACAUUAUUACGUAAACUAAAUUUGAACUGAUGAAAAUCUAUUGAAUGAUAUCAUAUGAUACACAAGUUUGACCAAUUCAAAUAAAAUAUCAUCUUUAA
Molecule: messenger RNA, 444 nt
Organism: Schistosoma spindalis
Lineage: Eukaryota; Metazoa; Platyhelminthes; Trematoda; Strigeidida; Schistosomatidae
Source: the annotation of a GenBank genome assembly